Messenger RNA from Chinchilla lanigera (long-tailed chinchilla), 3364 nucleotides. RefSeq names its product solute carrier family 26 (anion exchanger), member 8 (gene Slc26a8). Gene Ontology annotation, cellular component: membrane. NCBI's taxonomy places the organism in Eukaryota, Metazoa, Chordata, Mammalia, Rodentia, Chinchillidae. Gene Ontology annotation, biological process: transmembrane transport. Gene Ontology annotation, molecular function: oxalate transmembrane transporter activity; chloride transmembrane transporter activity; sulfate transmembrane transporter activity. The record is from RefSeq and is a predicted model, not a curated record.
GAGGGGCUCCCCUCCCUCGCUGCACAUUCCUCCCCGCCCAUCUGGAACGCCCGCGGGUUCACCGGCAACAGUUCGGAACCGCCGGCUUCGGUGAGGUCCGCGGCGCCGCCGGCCAGGCCGGAGCAGUGUGCGACCCCAGCGCCCGCACUCCCGCCCUCGCCGGGGACCUGCUGAGCCGCUGCGGCUGCUGGGGACGCCGGGAGUCCAGGCUGCAGACAGAGCGGAUGGCCGAGGAAUAAUGCAAACAGAGAAAAGCAACCAGAGUUCCACCUCUAAAAACAGGCCCAGUUCAUUCCUGUAUAAGAUUAAGCGAGAUGUGUACAAUGAAGUGAAUUUUCAGCAAGAACACAAAAAAAAGCUCCUCCCCUCAGAGACCGGGAACAACACCAUCACCACCUUCAGACACCAAGUCCUGUGCCGCUGCUCCUGGCACAAGUUCCUAAGAUGCAUGCUUACCAUCUUUCCCUUCCUGGAGUGGAUGUGUUUAUACCGAUUCAAGGAUUGGCUUUUUGGAGAUUUACUUGCUGGCAUAAGUGUUGGCAUCGUGCAAGCUCCCCAAGGUCUGGUACUUAGUUUGCUGACGAGGCAACUGAUUCCGCCUCUGAAUGUCGCUUAUUCGGCUUUCUGCUCUUCCGUAGUGUAUGUAAUUUUUGGAUCAUGCCAUCAAAUGUCCAUUGGCCCCUUCUUCCUCGUGAGCGCCCUGUUGAUCAACGUCUUGAGGGAGAGACCGUUCAACAGCGGCCACUUGAUCCUGGGAAGCUUCAUCAAGGAUGACUUUACUGUCCCUUCCUACAUUGACAGCUAUAACAAGUCCUUGAGUGUGGUAGCAACCACAACUUUUCUGACUGGGAUGAUUCAGCUCUCCAUGGGUGUAUUAGGCAUCGGCUUCAUGGCCAUGUACCUUCCGGAGGCUGUGGUCAACGCUUACCUGGCCGCCGCAGCUCUGCACAUCGUGCUGUCCCAGCUGACUUUUGUCCUCGGGGUGAUGAUCACUUUCCACGCCGGUCCUAUUGCCUUCUUCUAUAACAUCCUUAACUACUGUGUGGCUCUCCCAAAAGCUAAUUCCACCAGCAUCCUACUUUUUCUAACCGCUGUUGUUGCUCUGAGAAUCAACAAAUGUAUCCGAAUUUCCUUCAAUCAUUAUCCCAUUGAAUUUCCCAUGGAACUAUUUCUGAUUCUCGGCUUCACUGCGUUUGCAAACAAGAUACACAUGGCCACAGAAGGCAGCGAGACAUUCAUCGAGAUGAUCCCUUUCAGGAUUUAAUAGCCAUUGGCCUCUGCAAUGUCGUCAGCUCCUUUUUCAACUCUUAUGUGUUCACUGGUGCCAUUGCCAGGACGAUCAUCCAAGACAAAUCUGGAGGAAGACAACAGUUUGCAUCUCUGAUAGGCGCAGGUGUGAUGCUGCUCCUGGUAGUGAAGGUGGAAAGCUUUUUCUACAAGCUGCCUAAUGCUGUGCUGGCUGCUAUUGUUCUGAGCAAUGUCAUUCCCUACCUUCAAGUCAUUUACAACCUCCCCAGCCUGUGGAGGCAGGACCAGUACGACUGUAUCACCUGGAUGGUGACAUUUGCAACCACCAUCUUCCUGGGGCUGGACAUGGGGCUGCUGAUCUCGCUACUGUUCGCCUUCUUCAUGAUGACCGUGCGGUCACACAGAACAGAGAUUAACUGCCUGGGCCAAAUCCCCAACACCAACAUCUACAAAAGCAUCACUGACUACCACGAGUUUACAACUAUUCCUGGGGUGAAACUCUUCCAGUGCUGCAAUGCCAUUACGUUCUUAAAUGUGUACCUCCUGAAACACAGGCUGCUGCGAGAGCUCGGCAUGGUCAGUGUGCCUCUGGACGAGGAAGAGAUGUUCAUCUUGUUCAGUGAAAGCGACACCAGCCUGGGAGGGGAGAAGCUCUGCAGGUGUGCCUGCAACUGCGAGGACCUGGAACCGCCGCCCAGGGUGGCCUACACAGAGCGAUUUGGAUACAGAGCAGACCUGGAGUCACCCUCCAUCCACCUGAUCGGCUGUUCAAACGUGGAGCCCGGCAGCCCCAGCCAGAGCAUGCUGGAUGAGCCUGAUGAGGAAACGCCUGGUGCGGUGCCUUCCAGAUCUAAGAGACCUCCCGAGCAAAGCUACGAGAGCCGGAGGCAAGGCUGGCUUUCCAGCAUCUCCCUCCAGAAGAACGCGUCGUCGCUGCAGGACGCCAGUGCCACUCCCAUGAAGACACAACUGAACGUCACUCCCUCUGAGGUGACCCUUCCACCCAGGACCCACACCAUCAUCCUGGAUUUGUCCAUGGUGCACUAUGUGGAUUAUCAGGGCUUGGUCGUGUUAAGACAGAUCUGCAAUGCUUUCCAAAAUGCCAACAUUUUGGUGCUCUUCACCGGCUGUCACUCCUCUGUGAUCAACGCAUUUGAGAAGAAUGAUUUCUUCGACGAGGGCAUCUCCAAGGCCCACCUGUUCCUCACCCUCCACGACGCCGUGCUGUUUGCCACGUCCAGGACCUUGGCAGACAACACUGAGCUAAGCAUGGAUGAGAGUGAGACGGUGAUCCAGGAAACCUACUCAGAGUCAGACAAGGAUGACAACACCAGAUACGAACCGACUUAUGGUUUUCUAGAAAGUUCCAGAAACGUAAGUUCCAAAUUCCCCAAACAGCGCAAUCCAGAAGAAGAGUCCCUGGGGUUUGACUUGGACAUGGACGACACUGGGGGGUCAGAAGAGCCGAAUGAGAUGGGUCUCAACAUCAACCUGGACCAGGUCCUAGACAAUGAGUCGGAGCUGGAGCCCGAGACUGAGCCGGAGCCCGAGACGGAGCAUGAGACGGAGACUGACCUGGAGCUGGAAAGGCAGCCGAAGCACAAAGCCAUGUCGAAGGUGUCCACACGCCAUCAGCAGCACUACCGGCCCGUGUAUCACCCUCAGCCUCCCAGCGCCCGGCUCCAGCCCCAGCUUUCGCCUCGGACGCGAUCAGUGGACAGGAGAUAGAAAUACCUGCAUUCAAGCUCAUCUGAGGCCAACGAGAGUCGCAAAGAGGGUCGGAGAACCUGGCAAAUCCUCCCCACCCGAAAGGGGUUGCUUGUUCCUAAGGCCCUCACCGGACACAAACUAGCAGCGCUUGCUUUGUGACUCGUGCACCUGCUGGCAUUCUCCUAACGUGGCAGUGGGGUCCUAGGCCGCACUGCCAAAUACCAAUGAUGACCUGUGCAUUCCUCCCCAGCCCCCCCCCCCCCGCACCCCACCUUCAGCCGAUAUUGCAGUGAAGGAUUUCCUUCUAAAUAUGCCUCGAACUCUGGGGUUUGUCCCAUCUCUCAUUUCUGUUUCCCUUGCUCCAGAGAGAAGAGGCUCAAAUAAAACAUAACUAAUUACCUUUGGA